Molecule: messenger RNA, 882 nt
Organism: Aphanomyces astaci
Lineage: Eukaryota; Oomycota; Saprolegniomycetes; Saprolegniales; Verrucalvaceae
Product: phosphoserine phosphatase SerB
Exons: 2
Coding region: 80-835 (251 amino acids)
Biological process (GO): L-serine biosynthetic process; dephosphorylation
Cellular component (GO): cytoplasm
Molecular function (GO): magnesium ion binding; L-phosphoserine phosphatase activity
Source: RefSeq, a predicted model, not a curated record
CCCAGGAAAGUUUAUGUGGCUCAAGCGACUGUUGGUUACUGUAUGUCAGUGGUAGUUUGAUCGUUUCCUUGUCGUUUCGAUGACGCUUCUGUUCAAGCCAAUGAAGCUGGCCACGACUCGGGUCACGUCCAUGCCCAAGGGCACUCUCAAGCAGCACAGACACUUGAGCUCUGCUGCAUCGGUGGCGAUCUGGAGAGAAGCGCAGGCUGUGUGCUUUGACGUGGACAGCACUGUGUGCAGCGAAGAAGGCAUCGAUGUGCUGGCGGCGCAUUGCGGUCAAGGAGAACGCGUCGCAGCCUGGACGACCAAAGCCAUGAACGGCGGUGUCAAGUUCGAAGACGCCCUCGCAGCGCGACUUGACAUCAUCAAGCCAUCGCAAAAGGACAUCGCCGACUGCUUGCGUGUUCAUCCGCCGCAACUCACGCCUGGCAUCGAAGCUCUAAUCAAAGGGCUCCAUGCGCGCGACGUCCACGUGUACUUCGUCUCUGGCGGCUUUCGACUGAUGAUUGCUCCGGUUGCAGACCGCCUGAAUGUACCUUCCGCCAACAUAUUUGCCAACACGAUUCACUUCAACGCCAGCGGCGCGUACGCCGGCUUUGACGACACGGAGAUGACGUCGCGCGAUGGCGGCAAACCCCGCGUCUUGGACAUGUUGAAGCAACAGCACGGGUACAAGACCGUGGUCAUGGUGGGAGACGGUGUCACAGACAUGCAGGCCAAGCCGCCCGCGGACCUGUUUGUCGGUUUUGGGGGUGUCGUCGAGCGCGAUGUGGUCAAGAAGCACGCCGACUGGUUCGUCAAGGACUUUGCCGACUUGACAAGUGCCCUGGCAUAAUAAUACUAAUAAUAAGUGCCCCAUCGACAGUUUUACGUUGGCGGUUU